Molecule: messenger RNA, 3185 nt
Organism: Anneissia japonica
Lineage: Eukaryota; Metazoa; Echinodermata; Crinoidea; Comatulida; Comatulidae
Product: neuronal acetylcholine receptor subunit alpha-7-like
Exons: 6
Coding region: 143-1351 (402 amino acids)
Biological process (GO): signal transduction; nervous system process; chemical synaptic transmission
Cellular component (GO): neuron projection; synapse; membrane
Molecular function (GO): neurotransmitter receptor activity; extracellular ligand-gated monoatomic ion channel activity; transmembrane signaling receptor activity
Source: RefSeq, a predicted model, not a curated record
CUGGAGCUUUUAUUGCAAAUCAAAAAUUAACAGACUCACCGAAAGCAUAAACAAAGUGAAACGCCAUUCUACUGUAGAUGUUUUUUCGAUCUACAAAUGAACUGAAGCACACUUUGCCUUGUUAACACUACAUGUAUCCGCCAUGCAUAAUCUGUACUGGACGUUUUUACUGCUAACAGUGCCCCUGGUAACAGUAGACAGUGUUACCGUUAUAAAAAACAAUGAAAGUAUCAUAGCAGAAGCCAUUAUACAAAACCUUGGACUGUCAACAAGUCGACCCGUACUCGACCCGAAUACAGUAACCAAUGUAACGCUAGAAUUUAUGUUAAUUCGAAUUAUAGAGCUGAAUGAUGUUAACCAGGAACUGAAAAUCGCAAGCUGGACCAAUAUGAAAUGGCAAGACGAGCGUAUUACCUGGAACGCAUCUGAAUAUGGUGUUAAUUGUGUGUAUAUUCCUGUAAAUGAAAUUUGGAUACCCGAUCUAACUCUGGAAAAUAACGUUGACGAAGAAUAUAACCAGUUCCAACCGAAUACACCAGUUGAGGUAUGUUCAGAUGGUAGAGUGAACUACUCGACAUAUACUAUAUUUCGCAGUUCCUGUCAUAUUAGCAUAGCGUUAUUCCCAUUCGAUAACCAGACGUGUACCUUGCGAUUUUCUUCAUGGAUCUACGAUAUCUUUCAUCUAGACAUUAAUCCACAUAUACUUACUUCUGACCAAGGUUACCUAUUCGAAGAUUACGGAGUUUGGAGACUUUUAAGCAUAGAGAAAAGGCGCAAAGUAAACGAAUACAAGGAGAAUAUUCACCCGUUUGUAUACGCUGUAUUUACCAUUUACAUUAGGCGACGUUACAGGUUUUACUUUUUGUUUAUUUUGAUUCCAUACUCCUUCUGUUCGGUUCUCAUAUGCUUGAUGUUCUUCAUUCCGUUCGAGAGUGGUGAGAAGCUAUCGUACGGAAUCACAGCUGUGCUGGGAUUAAUUGUUUUUCAAGAAAUCAUUGCAAUGUCAUUGCCGCCCGUUGGCAACGAAUCCUCAGUUAUUGGAAAAUUUUUCACAUCUGUGAUCGGCAUUGGAAUCAUGUCAUUGAUUGUGGAAAUAAUCGUUUAUAACAUAUAUAUGCAAGGGAAUGCUUACAAGGCAUGUGUGUAUAUAAUGAACUGCUGUCGCACUAAAAAAGAAGUCCCGUUAAAAGAAACCAGGAGCAAACGUCAUUCGGAACACACUCAAGAGCACCAAGAAUACACAGAAGUAGCUGCCAAAACCAACUAUUGCGAAAUUUUUGAGUUUUGCUCUGGAAUUUUAUGUCUUGUUUCGUUAAUUAUAUUAAUGUUGUGGUUAUUAGUUGUAAUCUAAACAGAAAUUCUUCGUCUUACUCUCCUGUAGAAUGGAAAAGAUUUGAAAAGCGUUUAGUGAAAAAGAGUCCUUUGCUAGAAUCACACAAUCCAACAACUACUUUAUAAUUAUUGAAUUUAUAAGUUGAAAGUGACUUUCAAAUGUUAUGAAAAUGACUUUUACACUAGAAAAAACAACAUGUAUGUCCAAAUUAUGUAAAACAAAUAUAAUUAUAAAUUUAUCAUCCUUUUAUAGUCGAUUUAUGAGGCCAUUUACACAUAUUUAUUAGCUCUAUUCUGAUAAAAAUGUAGGAACUGAUUGUUCUAAUAGUAGGUAAUAUAACUUUGAUUUCUCUCCUUUUUUGGAGCCACGCCCAUAUAUAUUUUAAAUUCAUAACAUUUCUUCAAAUAUCCAUUUCACAAUAAUUACACAACAGUAUAAUAAUAAAUAACUUUAAAUUAAGCACUUAUAAACCAUAUUCAUAUUGUAAGAUACAAACAUUUCAGUUUAAAUAGUGGGACAAAAUUAGAAAUGAUUUAGAUUAGAUUUUCGUUCUCUUCUUGACAACAGAUAUAGCCUUUUAAAAUUGAAUUAUUUACAAACUAAAAUAUAAAACAAUAAAUUCAAAUAAAAACAUUUAAUAAAUCAGUAUAUACGAGCUUGCAUCGAAAGUGUAUUAGAUUUAAAUUUCAGAAACUUAUAUACAUCAAAUUUAGUUCACUUUAUUAAUUAUAAUUAUAGUAUAUACAUUUACAUGUAUUUAUUAAUAAAAAUUCAAUUUCUACUCAUUAUAUAAAAACAAAGAGUUUUUCUUUUACGUUGCCCGAUUUCUUUUCAUCUUUAUUUAAAUUACAUUUAUGAUUUGUAAUUAAGUCCCUAAGUUCUAACUUAAAUAAAUUCUAGAUAUUUUUGGAUUUUCGAUUUUCACUUUUCUUUGCGGAUUUAAGUAAGAAAUAUGAUUUUUUAAAUACAAAAGGUAUGAGGAAAAAGUUUAUUAACAGGCCUGUUUUGAGUUCCAGUAACUAUGUACAAUCAAUUCAAACCAUGCCUAAAUAUUCUUUCAGUAGAAAUGCACUCAGUAAUCACUGCAUUGAAUUUAUACCACGCAGGUUGUAUUGUUAUGCACUUAACUAGAAUUUGCUUUCAUUUUCCAUUUCUAAAUGACAUUUGUUACAUAAAUUGUUAGUUAGUAGAUUCACAUUUUUUAAUCCUUUCUUACAGGCUAAAAUAAAGUGUAAUAUCUUAAAAUUAAAUUAAGCUAGUUUUACCAAGUGCUGCUUAGAAUAUAUUAUCUUUAAAAAAAAAGUUUUUUUGCAAUCGAUAUUUUCAUUGAUGAACGCUAAUAGUAGCAAGUUCAUUAACAAAGCGUGUAUAAUAAUUAGGCCUAUACUAGAGACUUUUAGCUCCUCAGCUGUUAUUAAUCUGUUAUGCACUAUAACACAAUUUGCUUUGCAUCCAGAAUCUAACGAAGAUUUGAAACGAAUUGAUUCACCACCUGAGGUUAUGUAUUUAUGUUCCCAUAUUUGUUUUGUUUUAACCUAAUAAAUUGUAUGUCAGUGGAUCUAAACUGACAGUAUUAAUCACCACUGCAUUUAACAUUAUUUUAUAGAAAUCGGGCAAAAAUUUCAAAUCAACAGGGUCUUCAGAAACUUAAUUUACUAACACUUACUGUGUAUUAAAUUGUAUACAUAUAACACUUCGGGAUACAUUUCCAUUUAAUGAGGCUAUGCAAUAUAACUUAAUAAAUCAAAAAAAAAGAAAGUUAUAUUUUUUUUAUAUUCUUUACAAAAAUAUUGAAUUUAUUUGUUUAUUUAUUUAGAGGACUAAAAUCGUUGAGAGCUAUGCUACACAAUGU